Molecule: messenger RNA, 1673 nt
Organism: Camellia sinensis
Lineage: Eukaryota; Viridiplantae; Streptophyta; Magnoliopsida; Ericales; Theaceae
Product: transcription factor MYB102
Source: RefSeq, a predicted model, not a curated record
UGCUCUCAUUUCUUUUAAAGGGCUUACCAUUUUUCUAGAGAUAGGGAUAUCUUAAAACCCAAUCCAGUCCAAUGCAAAAGCAGUUCGAGAUUUUGCGUAGAAACCACUUGAUUGCUUCUCUCUCUCUCUCUCUCUCUCUCUCUCUCUCAUGACUUCAAGUUUAAGUAUGAUUUUCUCUAACCCCCCUUUAAAUCAUCCAAAAUUAUUCUAAAUUUUUUCUACUCAAACAUCAUUUAAAGUUAUAACUCACCUAUCUAAACAGUUUGGUCAGCUAAUUUUGAUAUUUCACCGACAAUUAACAUAGCGCAGUUCUGGCAUAAUCGAUCGUCAAUGGGAGGCCAAUCCUUGUGUGUAAAGCCAAAGUUGAGGAAAGGUUUGUGGUCGCCUGAAGAAGAUGAGAAACUGUUUAAUUACAUAACCAGAUUUGGUGUUGGCUGCUGGAGUACAGUUCCUAAGCUAGCCGGUUUACAGAGGUGUGGAAAGAGCUGUAGACUGAGAUGGAUAAACUACUUGAGACCUGACCUUAAGCGAGGAAUGUUUUCGGAGCAAGAGGAGGAUCUCAUACUUAGUCUACAUGAAGCUCUGGGCAACAGGUGGGCUCAAAUUGCAGCGCAAUUGCCAGGCAGAACAGAUAAUGAGGUAAAGAACUUCUGGAACUCAUGUUUGAAGAAGAAGCUAAUGAAGCAAGGCAUUGAUCCAAACACCCACAAGCCAAUAAACGAUGCAGAAGUAAGAGAUGGAAAGACUUGUACAGAAAAGUCAUCACCGACUUCACCAAAACUCCGAGGACUUGGAAUUGUAUCAGCCUCAGCUGAAAUUGACCAAGCAUUUCAUGUUAACAACAGCACAAGUACUUACUAUGAUGGCGGACUAACAAAAUCUUCAAGAGAGCCAUUUGGAAGCAAACCAAUCUUCGAUCCUCUUUUGCUAUAUGAAUUCCAAGGCAGUGUCGAUCCAAUUGGGUACAAUUCAAAUCUUUUGGUGACACAGUAUCAGCAAACGCUGAGACCUUAUGAUCAAAACCAUCUGGAGGUAAGUCCCAACUUUGGAUUCAAUUCAAUGCCCAAUUUAACAAAUUUUGAUCAUGGAAACAUGGGUGAGACGGAUUUUUCUGAUAAUUCAACCUCGAGAAUGAGUUCGCUUUUGUUCAAUGACGCAAAAGAAAGUUCAAGCAAUAGUUCCAUUGUAAGCAGCCACACUUGCUUUCAGAUGAAAAACGUGGUGGAAAAUGCAGCCUUUGCAUGGGGCACCGACAACAAGUUGGGACCGGUGUUUCAGUGUGAAUUGAAUAAUGGGAUCAAAUCUGAAGAACUGAAUCAAAGUCCAUGGCCAGAAAGGCAGCUUCAUACUCACAAUUCAGAUGACUUUAGUAGUUAUCCAUUGAUGUCGCUAUCAGAAGAUCCAACCGGGGCAAGCGUGGGUGUUUUCCAGCAUAUAUAAACUGUAAAUUCAAAAAAAGAUAAAAAAAUUUAACCUUUCUAUGAACAGAAACACACACACAUAUUGAUGGCACAGGAAACUCCUAGUAAAGGUUUGAGGUGAACAUCUUUCUUUUUUCUUUUCUUUUUUAACUUCUGGCAAUAAGAUGACGUUUUGUAAUCUCUUUAUUUCACCUAUUCUAUUUGUUUGUUUCAAGAGUUGAAUUGAAGUUUUCUACCGUUUUGACAGUGAAA